Molecule: messenger RNA, 675 nt
Organism: Rhizophagus irregularis DAOM 181602=DAOM 197198
Lineage: Eukaryota; Fungi; Glomeromycota; Glomeromycetes; Glomerales; Glomeraceae
Source: RefSeq, a predicted model, not a curated record
GUAUAAAGCAAACCAUCUAUCUGUAAAAUCGCCCGACGUUUGAGGUUUAAUUGUUAAAUAUUAUAACUGCAAAGUUUCUAGCGUCUGUAAAGAAGUGUCUGGAUAUUUUUUCAAAACUUCGCCGUGAGUUUUGAGAACGCAAUGGAGGGACAAGGAGUGGGCCGUUUUUAUUCUGAAAAGUGGAACAAUACAACGAUCGUAUAAUACUUAUGCGGCCGAAUUAGGGAUCCUAAUAAAUAACCUAAAACCGGGUAGAGAAAAAGAAAAAGCAUUUGGCGUUAAGGCGUAAAUUGUUAAGUAUUUUUACAUGUACGGGGAAGAAGAGCGCCCAGACAGGUUUGGUACCAAGGAGGACACAAACGUUUGGAUUGAGUAUAUUGCCAAAAGCGUUAAAGAACCAACGAUGAGAAUUAAUCUUUUUCGCGUUCUUUUCUUUAAGACAGAAGAGCACUUGAAUUGGAACUAUUCCCUUAUCAGCACCCUUAAUUAAUUUUUUUAAUUUUAUUAUAGAAUCCAACGAAUGAACGGAAGCUCAAAAAUCAGGUUUCGUUGAAAAGAUAUUCAAUACUCCAAAAGUUGAGGUAAGCUAAGUUUCUACUAUAUUGUUAAUGUGUUUCUGUAUUACUUACUAGAACUAAGAAUGAAUUUGACCAGAUUCUGGCAAAUUUUAUCUGC